AUGGCCCCCCGGCCAGCGGUUUCUGGGCCGGCUGCGGGCUGCGGGCUGCGGGCUGCGGGCUGCGGGCUGCUGGAGAGGGCGGAGAGGGGUUGCAGAGGCGGUUGGGCUGGGCCAGGCAGGGCGGCAGGGGCGGGCGGGCCCGGAGCCGGGGAAGGCGGGGCUGGGCGUCCCUGGGGCUCCAGUCCGACCGACCGCUGGCUCCUCUGGGAGAUCCGCGGGCCACACCCGCCACCUGGGCAGGAGGGCGCCGGGAGUGUGGGUUCCUCUGCCGUCUGGCCGGUGGCGUGGAUCAAGCUCCGGGAGAUGCGCUCUUUGGGGGUGGUUUGGGACUUCGUCUGUAACGUUAUUCUCGUGUUGCUCUUCCAAUGUGCAUUUCCAAUGUGUUACAUAAUAAAGACGUGGUCGCUUUUAGGGGAAAUGUCUGAAAAACUGCGAAGAUGCAGGAAGGAGCUGACUGCGGCCAUUGACCGGGCCUUUGAAGGCGUCAGUCAUUCCCAGGAGUGCUCGGGCCGGCCGAGGCUGGAGCUGGACGCCGCGCCGCUCUCCUUCCCCCUCCCCGUGCACCGGCUCCUCUGCAGGAGGCACCCGCAGGCGGCCUGCUCCUCCUCCGCGGCCCCCUUCCUUCCAGUCCCCUGCGCUCCUGAGAACGAGAGCCCAGCCUUUACGCCCAACCAUGCCCCAGUGAAUGCAAAGCCACAGGCUUCAUGCCCGAAAAGAAAACCUCUGACCAGUAAGGAAAACGUAUUGAUGCAUUCCUCCAUUUUGGCACCGGAAAGACAGUUCUGGAGAGCCGCGGGAGACGGGGAGAACUGGAGAAAAGACAGCCUAAGGAAAGAUAUGGAGAAAGAUUUGAAGGUUGACUCAAACAUGCCACUCAGCAAUUCUAGCCAAGAGGUCACAAAAGAUCUGCUUGAUAUGAUCGACCAUACGAGCAUCCGAACUAUUGAAGAGUUGGCUGGGAAACUAGAAUUUGAAAACGAGCUGAACCGUGUGUGUGGCCGCUGCGGAGAUUCGCCCUUCAGGGAGGAGGCCUGGGCCUUGCUUGUGGACGAGAGCCCUCAGAAGGGCCCGGAGAGCGACCCCGGCAGCCUCAAGCAGGCUUUCGACGAUCACAAUAUCGUGGAGACUGUGCUAGACUUGGAGGAGGACUACAAUUUGAUGAGCUCUUUCAAGUACCAGGUUGAGUAAGGACAGCUGCCUGGAGCUUUGGUUCUUUCCAGGCGCUGCCGUUCGGGCAGUGGUCAGCGUCCCCGGGGGGGGGGGCCUCUGCCACGUGGCUGGCAGGAUCGGAGAAUGCCACACCCUUUAAUUUGCACUUGUCCCUUUUUGAGCUGAAAGCCCAAUUUUUUUAUUCUGUUGUUUUGAAUUGUUUCUCACUGUUUUUUUUUCCACUUUUCUUGACAUCUAAACUGUGUUUUUGAUUGGUAUUUAAUACAGCCAGUACCCAAGGCAGGUGCUGGUCGUGGCC
This is a messenger RNA of Neogale vison (American mink), 1468 nucleotides long. RefSeq names its product chromosome 6 C3orf62 homolog (gene C6H3orf62). The record is from RefSeq and is a predicted model, not a curated record. NCBI's taxonomy places the organism in Eukaryota, Metazoa, Chordata, Mammalia, Carnivora, Mustelidae. The transcript has 4 exons. The coding region runs from base 1 to 1188 and encodes 395 amino acids.